Trichechus manatus latirostris (Florida manatee) is the source of this 1707-nucleotide messenger RNA. It is a transcript of the gene EID1, whose product is annotated as EP300 interacting inhibitor of differentiation 1. Lineage: Eukaryota; Metazoa; Chordata; Mammalia; Sirenia; Trichechidae. Gene Ontology annotation, biological process: negative regulation of DNA-templated transcription. Gene Ontology annotation, molecular function: transcription corepressor activity. The record is from RefSeq and is a predicted model, not a curated record. The coding region runs from base 64 to 630 and encodes 188 amino acids. The transcript has a single exon. Gene Ontology annotation, cellular component: nucleoplasm.
GCGCACCAGCCGUCUCUCCAGUCUUGCCGAAAACGCUUUGCGAGCGUUGGAGCAGCUUGAAUCAUGUCCGAGAUGUCCGAGCUGUCCGAACUGUAUGAGGAGAGUAAUGACCUGCAGAUGGACGUGAUGCCUGGCGAGAGUGACCCUCCGCAGAUGGAGGUAGGCAGCGGGAACCGGGAGCCGUCCCCGAGCCCCUCCCGCCCCGGGGCCCCGCCACAGCUGGAGGAGGAAGGCCCAAUGGAGGAGGAGGAGGCCCAGCCGAUGGCGGAGACAGGAGGCCUUGCUGACGGGCGCAGCCGUGGGGAGCGGCCCGGCCAGGCCGCGGCCCCGGACUUGGAGAGCGAGGACGAGGGCGAGGAAUUCGAUGACUGGGAGGACGACUACGACUAUCCGGAGGAGGAGCAGCUCAGUGGUGCAGGCUACAGAGUGUCGGCGGCCCUUGAAGAAGCCAACAAGAUGUUUCUGAGAACAUCGAGAGCCAGAGAAGCAGCCCUGGAUGGUGGGUUUCAGAUGCAUUAUGAGAAGACCCCGUUUGAUCAGUUAGCGUUUAUCGAAGAGCUUUUUUCGCUUAUGGUUGUCAAUCGUCUGACCGAAGAACUCGGCUGUGAUGAGAUUAUUGAUAGAGAGUAGGUAAAUGCUAUUAAAAGAGGAGGAAACUACUUGAGGAGAUACCCAACAUCCCAUUAUUUUUUGGAUUAAUUCGAAAUAGUUCUGUCCAAUGCAAAACUUGAUCUUCAAGAAAAUUGUGUGUGUUUCGUAGAAUAGAAGAGAAUAGGACAAUGACUGCACAGUUGUGAAAAAGGAAGAAUCGUUAAGAAAGAGAAAGGAUCUUAGGACUGUUGAAACCUGAAACACCCAUGCCUUUGACUUUGUUAUUGAUCCAGAUUAUUUUCCUUGCAUUGGGGAAAAUAUCUUUCAUAUCAGCUUCACUGUAAGGGAUGGUUUUGCAAGAACAAAGCAUGACCAAGACAAACUGCCAAUGAAAAGAUCCCACUGAUAGCAACUAUAUGAUGAGAAAAAACAGCCGAAAUGUCCAACUUAGGACACAGGAUGUCUUUGAAUUAUUUGGACUGGAAGCCUAUUGAGAAAACUUUGAAAAUUCUGAUUUUGUGAUCUAUUCAAGCCAUGGUUAUCAAAGGCUAAAUUACUAGUAUAACAUAAAUUGAGUUUCUUUAGUAUCUCAAAAAGAUGAGCAAGCCCCAAAAGAAGUAUAUAUCACAUAUGCUAUAUCUUUAAAUGUGUUUCCAAGAGCACCUAAAUUCUGUUUAUACAUGUAUCUUGAUCAUUUAUAAAGCUAGGAUGAUCUAUAUUCAAGAAAAUCCAUGUCGUGACCAUUUAAAAAGUAAAAAAUUAAGACCUCCUUAAUUAAAAAUUUUAAGCAUUAAUAUGUGAAAGUACAAAGAAAAUUUAUAACACUCUUAUGCACAGGGAAAAUUUCUGUUUUGCUCCUCUCUUUUUCACUUAAUUUAAGAGGCAAAAGACUUAGUUGAACUUCAUAUUAUAAGAACUGUUUGUGAAAAUUGUCAUGUAAAAGGGAAGUUGUACAUCUAAAAAAGACUGAACAAUUAUGUUAUCAACGUUUUAAACGUUUUAAACCUGCCCAGAAAUCCCUUUCAGUAUCUGACAUUUCCCUCUCUCUCUCCUCCUCUAAGCUUGUUAUUUGUUAUGCACCAGCGUUCCAGAUAAUAAAAUUUCUUGUUCUGUGUA